This is a messenger RNA of Triplophysa dalaica, 3018 nucleotides long. RefSeq names its product flap endonuclease GEN homolog 1 (gene gen1). NCBI's taxonomy places the organism in Eukaryota, Metazoa, Chordata, Actinopteri, Cypriniformes, Nemacheilidae. The transcript is spliced from 14 exons. Gene Ontology annotation, molecular function: four-way junction DNA binding; 5'-flap endonuclease activity. The coding region runs from base 245 to 2608 and encodes 787 amino acids. The record is from RefSeq and is a predicted model, not a curated record.
CACUGCAUGGUCUUGUUAUUGCCUAUAGUCUUUGUUCGUCUCCCGGCCGCUGGAGGCGCUAAUGUGACAGUAGAACCUCAAGACCUCCAGGCAGGCGCGAAUUCAAACAUUCAAACUGAGACUUUAAAGAAAACAUUUGCUUUUAAACAUUUUAAAUACGCUAUUCUUCAAGAUUUUAUUCUACAGAACAGUUGUUUGAUCAGAACACAUACUACACAUUUAUUGGUCAGAAUUCACUGAGGUCAUGGGGGUGUCAGAGCUGUGGUCUAUACUGGAUCCAGUCCGGCAGUGUGUUCCUCUCUACAGUCUGUCAGGAAAGACGCUGGCUGUGGAUCUCAGCCUGUGGGUCUGUGAAGCCCAACAUGUUCAGGGCAUGAUGGGAAAAGUCACCAAACCACAUCUAAGGAAUCUGUUUUUCCGCAUGUCCUCUCUCACUCUGAUGGGUGUGAAGCUGGUGUUUGUGAUGGAAGGAGACGCUCCGAAACUUAAAGCAGAGACCAUGAGCAAACGCACGGAGAUGAGAUUCGGGAAGGUGCAGUCCAAACCAGCAGCAGUCAAAACCACCGGCAGGAGUCGAUUCAAGGCCGUUCUGAGAGAGUGUGGAGAGUUGUUGGAUUGUCUGGGUGUGCCGUGGGUGACAGCGGCAGGGGAAGCGGAGGCCAUGUGCGCCUUCCUGGACUGGCAGGGCGUCGUGGACGGGUGCAUCACUAAUGAUGGAGAUGCUUUCCUGUAUGGCGCUCAGACGGUUUACAGAAACUUCAACAUGAACACAAAGGAUCCUCAGGUGGACUGUUAUCAGAUGUCUCGGGUUAAAGCAGAGCUUGGGUUAAGCAGAGAGACUCUCGUGGGUCUGGCCAUUUUCCUGGGCUGUGAUUAUAUUCCUAAGGGUGUUGCAGGUGUUGGAAAAGAACAAACACUGAAACUGAUACACAAUCUGAAAGGACAAACUCUCCUUCAGAAGUUCAGAGAGUGGGAGUCGGACCGCUCUGAAAGGUCAGAGGUCACGGUGAAGAAGGUCACUCACUGUCUGGUGUGCCGACAUCCUGGCUCUGCUAAGACUCACGAGCGCAGCGGUUGUGUGUUUUGUAAGAGCGAGCGCUUCUGCUCACCUCAGGACUAUGACUCUCGGUGUCCGUGUGAUUGGCAUCGCAUCGAACACACCCGCCAGGCGUCCUCCAUCGAAGCCAACAUCAGAAAGAAGACUCUGGCGUGUGAGCGGUUUCCGUUCACAGAGAUCAUCGAUGAGUUCUUGGUGACGAAGGACAAGCCUGCACCGCCCUUCCGGAGGAGAAAACCCAACCUGCUGCUGAUGCAGAACUUUGCUCUGGAGAAGAUGGACUGGCCCAAACACUACAGCAGCGAGAAGGUUCUGGUGCUCAUGACCUACACAGAACUCAUGAACAAGAAACACAACAGAGGCACGGCGGCUCACAUUCAGCCCAUAAGAAUCUAUAAAGCACGAGUCAGGAACGGAGUCAACUGCUUUGAAGUGAUCUGGAAGAAACCAGAUCAUUAUGUGUUUGCUGAGGGCUGUGAUGAGCACACAGAGGUGAGGACCGUUGAAGAAGAAUCUCUCUUUACUCUGGCGUAUCCUCACAUCGUCCAGGACUUCAACAGAGAGCGGGCUGAAGCGCAGGAGAACAAAACAAAGAAAAAGAAGCCGAAGGCACCAAAAGAGAAGCCGAGGGAUUCUCAUGACGUCAUGUCCGAUCUCUUUGAUCAGAUGUCUUUGCACACGGCUGCAGAUUCAGAACACUCAGACUAUGGUGUACAGAAACCCUCCAGUGAUGUCAUCAUGAACCCCACACAGAGCAAACCUCCCGAGACCCCACAGAAUCCAGCCUCCCCGACCUCACCGCCUCACAAUUCUGUCUCUGCUCUGAUUGGCCAGCUGCAGCUCAGCAGUAUAGACUGGGAUUCUUCAUCCUUCAUGGCAUCUCCAUCCCAGCAGUCUCCGAGCAAUAAGACUGAGCUCAGAUCAGCAGGAGACGCCACUGAUCUCACUGUUACUGUUGAGAGGUCUCUUAAGGAGCGGCUUGCUAUGAAAAAUGUUGUGAAGUGUCAUGUGUUGAAAGAUGGUGUGCAGAAGACACACAAGCCCAGCGGAUCAGAGAGUCUCAAAGCAGAUUCAAACCUAUCUGUGCUGUCGAAAGUUCCUCUGUGUCCAAAAACACAAGCAAAGGUCACCAAACCAUCUACAGACCUGACAGAUCUACAGACCGUCACAGCUAAACCUCCGAACUCUUUACAUUUGAAACCCAGCGUCCCGCUGGAGAGAAAAGCACACAGCGUGUGUGUACGGCAUGAUUCAUUCAGUGACGACAGUGACGCAGAGAAUCGACCCAGAUCACAGAAACACAAAGUCAAGGUCACGUCCAAACCACAGAGACCUGACAAAACCAGCUCAAGCCAUCAGUCCAGACCACAGAAAUUAUCCUGUAAUGACCAGCUGAGUGCUGUGAACACUAAAACUCCAAAGAAACACACCGCCGUCAUCCGGUCCACUCACCUGCAUCAUGUGAAGAUGGAUGAUGAUGAUGAGGAGGAUGAUCCUGUGGACAGUCCUCUACCUCUCGCUGAAAGACUCAAAAUUAGAUUUGCAAAGUGACUGUGAUGCACUCCAGUGAAAUGAAGGAGCUGAAAUGAGUUUUCAUGAGACCAUGUUUGAAAAUACAAUUUUAUAAUAAAUUUAGCCCAAAUAAAAUUCCAUCUCUGAAGUGCAUUUAAAAUCAAUCUUAAUAACAGAUACAUGUGUAGAGAGAAACAUAGCACGUUAACACACAUGUGUCUGCAAUAAACAACUUUCAAAGUGAAACAUAAAGACAUUGUGAUUUGAGAUACUAAUAUUGAAUUAACUGCCUUAGGCCUAAAUAUGUCAAAUGUUAUAAAUGAAUAUAAAUCAUAACAAUUGAAAUGAAGUUGUUGGUUGUAUUUGAUAAAUUUCGUUCUCCAACAUCACAGCUGCACAAAUGUAACAUAAUGAUCCAAGUUUAGAUCAUCGGCAUUUAACUGAUUUAC